CCUACGAGAAAGGGAAGUGAUUUUGUUGUUACCACGUUUCACCGUUCUAAUAAUCUAACAUCAGAAUGAAGACAAUGGGAGUAUCCAUACACAAAUGUAGUUUGAUAAGAUCUCGUGUUUGUUUUUCUUUCCUCUUCCUCAGUAACAUUAGACCGAUGAAAGCUGCGCGGUCAAGCCCACAUCUCCAAACUGCAUCAGCCUGAUUUAGACUAGAUGAUGACUAGAUGAGACAGCAUAUGCUCGUGUGUGUGUGUGUGUGUGUGUGUGUGUGCGCGCGCUGCUGCCGCUAUUAUAGUUGUCAAACAAGUCUUCGCCCGAAACAAGGGGAUGGGAGUAUAAAGACCGUGGUUUGAGAAGGACUAAGCGAUGGAGCAGGGGUCAGAGGAGAACAUGGAGAGCUCAUGGACUCUGCUCUCCUGGCUGGCUUCUGCAGUGAUGGUGUUUGGGGGUGCGGUUCCUUACGUCCCCCAGUACCAGGAGAUCCAGAGGACCAAUAACACAGAGGGUUUCUCAACAAGAGUCUGUCUGGUGCUGCUCGUUGCUAAUAUACUUCGCAUUUUUUUCUGGAUAGGCAAGCAGUUUGAGCUGCCUUUGCUCCUGCAGAGUGUGGUGAUGAUUCUCACCAUGUUGGCUAUGCUACAUUUGUGCUGUUCCAUCCAGAGCAGCAACCGUGUCAGUACUAAACAGCACCACAUCACAGAUUUGGACCUUCGGUAUUUUUGGAGCUGGAGUUCUUUUGAGGACUAUCUGAUGUUCUGCUUUGCCUUCACGCUGCUGUGUGCUUUCGUAACGUUCCUUUUUCUGGACUGGGUCCUAUUUGUGGAGGCCCUGGGCUCUUUGGCUGUAAUGUUUGAAGCCAUGUUGGGACUGCCUCAGCUGCUGCAGAACUACAACAACCGCUCCACCCGAGGCAUGAGCGUAAAGAUGGUGCUUUUAUGGACAGCUGGUGACAUCUUUAAGACCACGUAUUUCAUGAUCAAUGAAAGCCCCACCCAGUUCGUGGUCUGUGGUGCAGUACAGAUCUUAAUUGACAUUGCCAUUCUGCUCCAGGUGGGCUACUACAGCCAGGACACCAGAAUCAAACUGGGCUGAGAUCACUACAAUAAUGAUGGUGAUCAACACUCCUAAAUUAGGACAUUCUAUGUGCUACUUACCUGCAAAACUACAUGCUUUUACUUUUCCAAAAAAAAAAAUAAUAAUAAUAAUACACAGUGGGGUUCAAAAGUCUGAAAUUGCUGGUGAAAAUAGUUCUAUUUUGCUUUUCUCUCAUUUAAUAUAAAUUAAAUUUAAUGUUUAUAUUUAAUAAUAUACUUAUUUCUUAUUUUAUCUAAUGUUUUUAUUAGAAAGUGCCUUAUUAGCAUGAAAAUUUGAGUGAAAAGUUACAUUGAAAAUGUUAAUUUAUUUGGAGGAAAAAAAAACCAUUUAGUUGUAUUAGAUUUAUUAGUUGCAAUACUUCUUGGUUUCCUUUUUUUAAUCCUAAAACUUCUAUUAAAUUUAUUUUUAAUUUGAUUUGAUUUUGCAUCCCAGAUUUUCAAUUUGGUUUCAGUCUGUUGAACCCUGCUAGAUAGAUAGAUAGAUAGAUAGAUAGAUAGAUAGAUAGAUAGAUAGAUAGAUAGAUAGAUAGAUAGAUAGAUAGAUAGAUAGAUAGAUAGAUAGAUAGAUUUUUUAGAUUUUUUAAUUCAACAAAUGCAUUCAGGGAUUUUAUUUUAUUUAUUUUUAUUUAUUUAUUUAAAAAAAAAAAAAAAUUGGCCUCUGUCAGUUAGUCACAUCUUACCAAACACCAAGUUUUUCAUUCAAAGAAAAGUGAACAGGCCUUAUAUGCACAGGUUAGACAUCUUUUUACCUUUUUUAAAUCAACCAAGAAAAAAAUAAAAACAUUUAAGUCCAGCCAACAGAUUCACUACAAGCUGACAAAUGAAUGCCCCUUCACUUUAUUUUUUUUAGAUUAUUUGUAUUUUGCUAGCUUUUGUGAGAGCCAAUAUGCUCUUAGUUUUCUUUAAGUGCUGGGAAAUGCAUGUGCCAAAUGUGUCUGCCACAUCCUGGAUUCAAACUGCUAGCUCACUUUUUUUACAAUUUGUGUUCCUUUUUUUUUUUUUCAUUUUAAAGCACUUAAAUCAUUGUUACUUGUAUAGUUGCACACACAAAUCCAUAUUUUAAGCAGCAGAUUAAUGUUAUACUUUUAAAUCUAAGCCUUUGAGUCAAAACUAGUUGCUGAUGAAUGAUUACCUAACUUUAAUUACCAAACCAUAUCAGUGGAAAUGCACAAGGCCAUGCCAUAAAUAUAUAAUGCCAUAAAUAUAUAAUGCACAACUGAUUUAUCAUGUAUGAUUGCAAUGCAAAUGAGAAAAAAGACAGAUUUGUUCUGUUUGGUUAAUAAAGAUCAAAAGUAAAGUCCCUUUUCCCAUUAAUUUCAGGUAAUUUUAGUGUACUGUUAAUGCCAGUGUUUUGUAAAAUAUGUUUUUUUAUCCAUGGUUUUUGGUUUAGAAAAGUAGAAUUAAAAAUGUGUAAUGUUCCAAUGAAAAAGCAGUUGCAGUUCGUAGUAACCACACAAAGCCAAUGAUGGACAUCUUUGAGCCAUUGGGUUCAUAGUCCACUAUGACAAUGAAUACUGUGCCUCAACCAGUCAUAUAUCAUCCAUGUUUAUCCAUGCAUGUCACACCAAGAUGAAGGGCAGCCUAUUCACAAAUAUUGACAUUUAGACUGUUUUUAUGUCUAAGUUGAUGGGACCGGUGAGAAAAAAAUGCAGUCGCAUCAACUCAGAUGCUUCUGCGGUUGAUCAGAUAUGAGGAGACCUCAUCAUAAAAUAGUUCCACUCUAUUAAGUUACCACUCACACCAGCACUGAGUUUUGUGCUAUUUAUCACCGCAAAGAAAAGGUCACUAUAACUUUAAAUCCCACUAUAGUCCCAGGCUGCUCAGGGAGGGCUAUAGAUGUAGCCUUAAAAAAGCACUUUCAGAUUCCAUCUCAGUUUUGGCUUUCUUUCUGCCCAUGUUUAACCGUAGGGAUUUCAACAUGUCCAUGGACUGAUUAAGCCCGUUGGCUCCUUUAGCAUUAGUUGAUCGUCAAAGUUUAGCCGUUGGUUAUUACAGAUGGUCACAAAGCCUCAGCUGUUUACUCCGUGCAUGGGCAGCUUUAUUGGCUUUAGCUCUCAUUGUGCUAAGACUUUGUGUGUGAUAAAUAUUUGUUCUGUUGUGCUGUUAACCGACAUAUCAACAUAUCUGACCCCAGCAAAGGUCAAAACCACCAACAUAUUUAGUCACAGGAUGUGUGAGCCCACUCUCUUCCGAAUAAAAUACAUUGCAUUAAUGCUGUUCUAUGCAAUACAUAUGUUUGAAAAUCUUAUGGAAAUAUGUACUUUUGUACAUUUUAAGUUAAUAUUGUGUAAAAACAAUAUUGUGUAAUGAUAUAAGUGUAUGUUAAAAAGUUCCAUUCAAAAGUUUGGGGUCCUUUUUUUUGUUGUUGUUUUUGGAUAAGAAGAAAUGUCUUUUGAGCACCAAAUGUAGCAUAUAAGAAUGAUUUCUGGUCAUGUGACACUGAAUACUGGAAUAAUGGCUGCUGAAAAUUCAUAAUAUUAUUUAUCCUACCAUCCUCAAACUUUUGAAUGGUUGUGUUGAUGGUAUUUUUUAUUUUUUUUUUGUCCUGACUCACACCAAUACACUCCUUAAGAGGAAAGAUUUAUUGAUCAGAGGUUGUGCUUUCAUAACUCAGGAGACAUUUUGGGAGUAUUAUCAGUUAAGAUUAUCGCUUUUUCAUUUAAAUUUUCUUAGGAACAGUAAAAACAAUGAAACAAUGGCGGACUGAUGACAGUCCAGUCGGUGCUGAAAUGCUACUGUCAAUCAAACUAUUGUGGGAGGGGCCUGUUUUUGUGAUGUCAAACAGACAGGCAUCUGAGAUUGGCUCGAAUUGAGAAAGGGCAAAUGAUUUAACAAGAUUUAAAAAAAAAAAAAAUUCUGGGUGGAUUUUUUUUUCAUUAUAGGGUGGUUGUGUGCACACACUGCCAACACACAUUUCAGUUCAAACAACUUGUAAAAGUGCAUGUAGCAUCCGAUAACCCCUUUAAUACCUCACUUUCACCAAAAAAUAAUAAUAAUUGUAAUCCAAAGACUUCAUGGAUAUGUUUCUGCUGUGUCUGUUUGUUUCCAGUUUUCAGUGUUUUGUUAGUUGCACAUGACUGCUGCAGUAAAUAGCUUUGCCAAGCUUUGUAAUUCUCCCAUCAUCAGUGAGGAAAUCGCACUGAUGAGCAAGAUAACGCUCUAUUAUGUGUUUAAUGUCGUGUGAUAAUGAUCAUUUAAUGUUGCCUUAAUGGUCUGAACAUUUUUGUCAUUCAGGUCAAGAAGGUGCCUUUAAAAGUGACAUGACAAAUAAUCUUUACUUGUCAUUAUUUCUACAGCAUUAUGAACAUAAUUAUUACUUUUUCAGGAUGUUAUGGCAUUAUGUACGGGAUAUAUGUAUAUGUGUGUUUGUGUGAGUUCGCACACACAUUAAAUGACUGGGAUGUUACUAUAUAAAAUAAUCCAUGUAAAAAUAAAAACAUAAAAUAUGAUAUCCAAACAAUACUCUGUAUUUUUGUCCUUUAUUUAUUUUGUCCUCGUAUCCUGUUGUGUGAAUACCACAUUGUCAGCAUGUUAUGUAAGAAUAUCUGUAUUGCUUGUUGAAUGUUUUUUGUUUGUUUUUUGCUGGAUUUUUUAUCUUUGCAGAGCUCCAGCGACAUACUUGAUUUAAUAACAUAUGAUGCAUGAUUGCAUAUUUGAAAUUACAUGUAAAUUGCUUGUGUGACCAGUGUAGUGGGGUGUAAAAUUGAAAAACCAAAUUCCAUCGUUUCCAGUUUCUGUACUGAGCGUGUGUGACAGAAGAAAGUGAAUGACCAUUACUACUAAUAAAGUCAGCUUCAAAUGAUCAGAAGGGGUUCAUACUGCACUCUGUCCCACAGUCCUGAACUUAACAGUACUGCACUUUACAAGGCUGCAUAAUCAGUUGGUGUCAGCAGUGAAAGAGACUCGGUAUGAAAUAUUCAAGGUUGUGGAGGAGACUGGAUUAUAUAUGAGAGACUAAGCCUGCAGAAUACCUGUAUCCCUCCAUUAAUCGAAAUCCCAUACAUUAAUGAUAUGGUACAGGAUGUCACAUUGAUAACUGCGGGAAUCCGGGGUGUUCUUGGUCAGAAUGGGGACGUUCAGGUGGGCGGUAGAGAGGAGCCUGACGCAGGGACAGGGAAAUGAUGGAUUGAGUUUCCACAUUUGCUCGUUUUAAUCUCCUUCUGUAGACACAGUCCAUUACAACAAUGAAAGCAGACGUUUCACGUUUCAGAGGCUUCAGCAGCACAAAGUAAAGCAAGAACUGACAGUUAACGAUAUGUUAGUCAGGUCAGAUUUAACUCCAAAAUCAUUACAUUUCCAUAUACAC
Cyprinus carpio (common carp) is the source of this 5400-nucleotide messenger RNA. Its product is annotated as solute carrier family 66 member 2. The coding region runs from base 367 to 1092 and encodes 241 amino acids. Gene Ontology annotation, cellular component: endosome; trans-Golgi network. Gene Ontology annotation, biological process: phospholipid translocation; retrograde transport, endosome to Golgi. The transcript is spliced from 5 exons. Lineage: Eukaryota; Metazoa; Chordata; Actinopteri; Cypriniformes; Cyprinidae. The record is from RefSeq and is a predicted model, not a curated record.